Molecule: messenger RNA, 4074 nt
Organism: Candoia aspera
Lineage: Eukaryota; Metazoa; Chordata; Lepidosauria; Squamata; Candoiidae
Gene: MARCHF1
Product: membrane associated ring-CH-type finger 1
Exons: 7
Coding region: 335-1195 (286 amino acids)
Biological process (GO): protein polyubiquitination; immune response; antigen processing and presentation of peptide antigen via MHC class II
Cellular component (GO): cytoplasm; lysosome; late endosome membrane
Molecular function (GO): zinc ion binding; MHC protein binding; ubiquitin protein ligase activity
Source: RefSeq, a predicted model, not a curated record
CGCUUUGCUUAAAGUCACGGGCAGGGCUGGUGCUUGCUUUCAUUUUUCAAAGGAGAUCUUCCAAAUCGCUCUUCUGAUUUCGCAACGUACAGGCUUAGGCAACGCGAGGAUAUGAACAGUUAUCCAGGUGGGCUACGCAGAGGGAGUGAAGCGGAAAGACGUCCAAUCAGGCUUAGGCAACCCGCAGCCUGGUCCAAAUGCCUCUCCAGCGGAUCUCUGUAAUCCCAGCGCGGGAGACUACCAGCAAUGGGAGAAGUUCCCUAGGUAGAAACAAAGAGAAGAACAGGGAAGUCGAGAAUUUCAGAAAUUGAAAAGGGAUAAGUGGAAGGAGAAAAUGUUGGGCUGGUGCCAAGCGAUAGCUCGUAAUCCUCACAGACUCCCAAACAGCACAAGAACCCCCGAGGUCACAGGUGAUGCUUCACAUAUCUCUGCCUUGAAUGAGAAAUCUCCAGGGCGCUCAACAAGUCGAUCAAGUAACAUUUCAAAGGCAAGCAGUCCUACCACAGGAACAGCUCCCAGGAGCCAAUCACGGUUAUCUGUCUGCCCUUCUACUCAGGACAUCUGUAGGAUCUGUCACUGUGAGGGAGACGAUGAAAGCCCCCUCAUCACACCAUGUCGCUGCACAGGGACUCUACGUUUUGUUCAUCAGGCUUGUCUACAUCAGUGGAUUAAGAGCUCAGACACACGUUGCUGUGAACUCUGCAAGUAUGACUUCAUAAUGGAGACUAAACUCAAACCUCUCCGAAAGUGGGAGAAACUGCAGAUGACAACAAGUGAAAGAAGAAAAAUAGUCUGCUCAGUCACAUUUCACAUUAUUGCUAUUACCUGUGUAGUUUGGUCAUUGUAUGUAUUGAUAGAUCGGACUGCUGAGGAAAUUAAGCAAGGCAAUGACAACGGAGUCCUAGAAUGGCCAUUUUGGACAAAAUUGGUUGUGGUGGCCAUUGGGUUCACUGGAGGUCUUGUCUUCAUGUAUGUGCAAUGUAAAGUCUACAUUCAGUUAUGGCGAAGGCUGAAGGCAUAUAACCGAGUGAUAUUUGUUCAGAACUGUCCAGAUACUGCCAAAAAACUAGAAGAGAAAAAUUCUUCCACCAUUCAGAACACUGAAAUUAAAGACACUGUUGUGGUUCCAAUAUCACAGACAGAUACAAACUCUCAGCAGACAGAAGAAACUGUUUCUGAUGUCAUGCCAGUUUGAUGGAAGUAGCAUUCCUUUGGGAACAAAGUAAAACGCUUGUGUUAGCUACAAGAAAAAAAUCAAAUCCACAGAGUAUAUUUGAAAAAAGAACCAACAAGAAAAUAGCAAGGAAAAUUGAUAAUAAGAAGCUGCACAUUACCUCUGAAAUGUAACUGAGAAAUGUUUUUUCACCUUUCUUACUAAGUACAGUUAAAAGUGGAAGAAGAUACAGAAGCAAAAACUUCUAACAGGCAAAUAGAUAUGCCAACACCACUAUUGAUGGCUUAAAAGAACUGCACUUACAGAACUUCUACCGGUGUUCUGUUUACAAGGAGAAAACCUUUAUGUGUAUUUGCUACUAUGGUCUUUUUGCUAAUUAUUGUAAACAUGGGGGUGGGGAGAAUCAAAGCAAAUUUUUAAGAUUCUUAUAAAGGUAUGCAUCGAAGCACAAAUUAUGUUUGAUAAUGUGAUAUUUAAUGCUAAGGUGGUUACCCUAUAACAUUUAUGUAAAAACAACCACACUGUUAUGAAAUAAUAAUGGAUUUUGAGUAUUUGUAAACUAGAACAUUAGAAAUAUUUUUCUUGGUCAACAAUAGACACGGUAAUAAUUAACUGCAACUUCCCUGGCAAAUUGCUACAUUCAUCUGGACCAGCAACUUGGCUUGUAAUUAUUCUUAUACGGUAGAAUAUUAAAAUUGACAGAAUUUCCCUGCCACCUGUAAGAUUAUUCUGCUAAAGAUAAGUUAUGAAAUCAAAGUAUUAAGAGACCAGAGUACUUUUGUUUGCAAAAGUCUUUACAAUUUUCAGUAUAUAUUUAUUAGUGUGAAAUAUGCAAAAAAGAAAAAAAGUCUACAACCCAAUGUUUUCUUUUGUCUUAAAUAAGGAUAGCCUUGAAACAGUCAGUGUGGACAGCAUUCACAUGACGACAAUAUUUCUUCACUGUUAACUUAAUUGACAAUGUAUAUGCAGUAUCUUCUAUACAAGAGAGAAUUUAAUGAUUAAGGAUUCAAUAGUUCAUUUGAUACUAUUCUUAUUUUAAUACAUUAAUAUAAAAUAUGAGGUAUGGUUAAAUAAGAUGCUUAAAUUCGUAUCAGUAUAAAAGUACAGCCUGCAGGGAUCUCAAAGAAUUUGGCAUCCCAUUUCAGAAGUAUUUACCUCGGAGGCUUAAAAAAGUAAGAUAUUUACAGAAAAAUAAGUAUCUUAUUUAUACCACUAUUAUGCUUGUUGAUUGUACUGUGAGUUGUGCCCAAGUAAUGUGAGUUAUAGAAAAAAACAAUAAUAAGAGCUUAUGAUGAAAAAUUGCAACUGGUUAUUUCUAAAAGGAUUAUAAUUCAUGCUGCAGAUUUUAAAGAAAACCUUUUUUCUGAAAGUCUGAGCUGACGUUAUGUGUUUGGUCCAUCGAGAAACUGCAAAAGCAGGUAACUUCAUUAAGGUAAAUGGGCAUUUUCUCACUGAUGUCACUAAGUAGGAACUUCUGUUAUAAUAUCAGAAUUCUAGCUUGGCUGAAAACAUAUUAACCCUAAAGUUAGUAUUAUACAAUAUUAUAGAUAUGACAAGAAUUUAAAUGCUGGGAAGCUUUCGGAAAUGAAAAUUGGAUAACUGACCUGUAAACUAAGUCUUUCAGAUAAAGGGGGGGGAUGCUAUUAUAGUGUUUUGUGGUGUUUAGACCAUCGCAUAAUUUAAUACAGAUAACAGGACAGAUGGUAAAGAAGUCAGGUCACAAUCUGAAAUCAAAUUCAAACUGAAUGGUCUGCAUUUUUUUUUCUAAGCGACAUAGAUCAGGAUAUAAUUUAAUUAUAGUUUGGAGUGGUAAGUUGUGUUUCUUCUCCAACUAUAAAUAUUUACAAUAUUACUAUGCUUUGCAUAGAUGAUCACUAAGGCAUUAAGAGCUGAAAACUGAACUUACAUGCAACAAAAUGCACUUUCAGAAUAUUACAAUGUGAAUUUAUCAUUCCACUAAUGUUUCUGUCAAUUCAGACAGUCAGUUGCCCAAUUAUACAUUUUACAGAGACCAUACAAUGGAACCCAUGAAGAGCAAAAUUGUGUAAAAGGAUUAUCAUGCAUGUGGCAAAAGGUAAAUGACUGGUUAUUCAUAUAUCUCAGUGCCAGUAAAAUACUGGAUUCAUAGAAAUUUUGGCAUGAUUAUAUAGCAUGAUGGAUUGGGGAGAAAGGGUCUACAUUAUCCCCACCCCAAGAUUCAGAAAAAGCUUAUGAAAUAACUGCCAGCCACAGUUUCAAAACGAACACUGAUUUUGGCUUCAUUCCAUAGAACUGAAAAGGGAAUUAUUCAUGCUAUUUCUGAAACUUGAAGCUCAGAGAAACAGGUACUGUAUGAAGGAACAGUUUUCUCAGUUGUAUUAAAAAAAAAUGCUAUUUGUCCCACACAGAUUGCAAUAUGCCAUCUGUCUUUUCUGAGUACUAGAUAAAGAAAAACAUUACAAAAACCAGAAGAAUAUGUGGAAGAUACUGUCCUUUAAGAAAAAAAGCCAACUUUUAAAUGCCAACGUAUUUCCCCCCCCCCCCCCAAUUCUCUAAGUGGCUGUUAGGGGACAUUCUACUCCAGAUUAUCCUGCUGGCCAUAUAAGCAUAUCUAAACAGCCUACUGGUAUAAUUGCUACAGGUGGAAAGCAGUCAAGAGCACAGGUCAAUAUUGCAUUGUUGCACAGAUCCCCAGUCAUCUGAAAAUUAUCUGUCAAUUUCUGAAAACUGCACUGCAAUCUAUGAUGCAAAUAUUUUAUUAUGUAUAAUGAUUGGACCUGCAAGUUUGUUACUUGUUUUACCCAGUUCUCUUUGGCAAGAGCUUUUGUGGGUGAUUUGUGUAUUAAAAAGGUUCUUGGGUUGAGAAAAAAACUAACUGUUGUGGAACAAAUUUGUAUUUGUAAUAAACAGAUGACUCUGAA